GCCUGAGUUUAUCCCAACUUGACUAUCCAAAAUAAACAAGCCCGAUGUUUUUCUUGGUUACCAAAACAAGUGCAGGCCCAGAAAACAAAAAUCAAGCCCCACACCACAAAUAUUUUCCAACUCCAGCUCAAGCUCAUGACGCGCCAAAAGAAGGUUUCCUUGUCGCUGUGGUUCGGGAUAGCUUGCUAUGUGCGUAGUAGGUAUGCACUCAAUACCCUGUACCAAGUGCACAAUUUCUUUACUGGUGAAUUGGACACAUACUUGUUCCAGGACAACCUUCUCCCGCUCCCAAAAUGGUUAGGAAUAGGAGCUCCAUGAAGCCCUUUUGACAACUCGGCUAUGGAAUUCGACCCCUGCCCUUCGUUUUAGACCAACUCUGUAAUGCUGUGUCCAAGUCUACUCUUUUGUAAUAGAUCAUAUAAUGGUGCUGGUGCAGCAUAGGAUUGCUCACACUGGUUAUCAGAACAACACAAGAAACACAGAAUGUCCCGACCAUUCAGAAAACAAAACUGAAAAGACAGAUUUCUAUGUUUAACACAUUGAUGCAUAUAAGAUGAUGAAAGCAACAUUUUCAAAAACUCCAACCGCUUAAUGGAGUUGGAGUCUAUGCAGUCUGAUCUUCUUUAUGACCUAAAAGAUCAUGAAUUUACACAAGUGAGUUUCCCUAUUUUACUGUAAUGACACAAGUCAGAACCAAAAAAAAGUAGAAUCAAUUGAAGAAAAAACGGUUUCCUUUUAAAAAUGAUGACAAUCAUGUUGUGUUCUGAUUCCAUAUAGAAGAAGACGGUCGCCAGCUUCCUUAGCAGACAAAAAGUUGGACAGAAACAAAAGCAAACAGAUACUACAAUGAUUCAUUUCAACUAUUCUAAUCUAGAGAAACCACAAACCAGCUGGAUUUCCAUCCAAAAGAAGCUCAUGACAAGAGAAAGAGAGAAGUAAAGCCAUGAAAGAUGGAGAAUGAGUGGGAAAUCUAUAUACUAACAUGCUCAAGGACAUGGGUCUCAUACUACUCUUCCAGUCUCGACGAAUGGGUUCAUCUGCAUUCAGCUUCCGCGACAGCAGUCUGAGCUUGAAAGAGAUAUUCUCAUGUCUGUGGAAUGGGCUCAUCUGCAAUCUGCAGUAAGAGCUGGUUUUUCAUCUAGGAUAAUAGUGACAUGAAAUCAAAAUUAUUGUUGAUAUGCAGAGAAGCCACCCACCCACCCAAUUACACUCUAUUUCAGGUCAAUUCUUCCAUUCUUAAUUGGAAAUUUUAAGUUCGUUAAACCGACUUUUUUGUAGGUUCGGCUAAUCAUUCUAUAAAUAGGGUGUCUUACCAACUUCAACAAGUGACACCUUCCCUCUUUUCCCUCUCCUCUAUCUCUCUUUCGAGUUUUCAUCAUUUUUUCAUCACUGCCUGAUCUUAUCGCCUACAGUUAUGGACUUGUCAAAGCACGCUUCAAGCAAAGAAGGAUGUAGCAGCAGCGAAUCUGGGUGGACAAUGUACAUUACCUCUCCCAUGGGAAAAGAUGAUGAAGAGUGCACUGGUGAUGACAACAGUGAUAGACAUAUAGAAGAAGAUGACAGAAAUACUGAUGACCCUGAGAAAGAAAGUGAUGAUUCAAUGGCUUCUGAUGCUUCCUCUGGCCCAAGUCAUCAACAAAAAUUAACUAACUACAGAAAUAACUAUGGAAAGACAGGUUCUAAGCAUGAUAAAUUCUUCCACCAAGAAAUCAAGCAAAAAAAGAGAGGAGAAACGAUGAAAAUAAUGCCAGAGGUGAAGGAAAAUUCCGCGCUUUUAAGAAAUACUAAAAAUGUCCAAUCCACAGAUGGAUGCAAAUGCAAGUAUGCAACAGCUAAGUAAAUCGCGAGUAUGGGCUGUAUAUUUGCCGGGAAUGUUUAGCACAUUGCCAACAGCAUCUAUAUAGUAAAUACAAUGAGAUGAUAGCAUUAACAGUAAGGAUGGCAUUAAAGACCAAUUAUCAGAAUCCAAUGGGACAAACAGACAACAACAUAGAGCAAAAACUAAAAAGCAAUGUCAGCGGAAAAGCUUCUGUAUUUUUCUCCCUUGUACUCAUCUUAGAAUAACAAGCUCUCUGCAUUGUAGUCAAUAGUGCAAACGUCCAUAUUACUUUAAUCUGGAAGAGAUAAAAAAAGAAAAAUAUUGUUUAACCAUUUACCGCAUGCACUAUGUAAAAGCUUUACGGUUCACAAUUCAGAUGUGUUAUGCAUCAACAUAUUCACUAUUUCUCAAUUACAUAAUCACUAGGAUCCCAGUACUAUAUAUUGAUAUGGGAAUCAAUUAAAAAGUAUCUGGUUCCUAACAUAAACUUAUUCUACAGAACAUGAAGACCGCAAAAAUGUUCUUUCCAACAAUUGUCAAAUGUAAGACACGUUAAAACUUAAAAGCUAAUCAGCAGGAGAUAUUGACAUCAGUCAGGAUGUGAGAGAAAAACUGAAAAUUAAACAUGUUUUAUGCGCAAAUAUGCAUAAGAAGCACCAAUAAACAAAUAAGAUUUUUUUAAAAAAAAAAAAUUUUUGGAACGCACAGAUGAACAUAUGGUCCAUGGUCCAGUGAUAGAGUUGCAGGGGUGCAACCUAGGUCAUAUGUUGAAUUCCUAAAAACAACCUCUAAAUAUUAUGUGGGAGCAAGGUUUGCGUACAUUCUGCUUGUCCCCGACCCUGCCCACUGCGAGCCUUGUGCACAAAAAUUGUUUAUCUUAUUUUAUUUUAUUUUUUUGGAAUGCAAUCUAAAUAUAAGAUUAUUGAGACAGGGAAAGAAGUAGAUUAAUGAAAAUAAGAAAAAUAAGAGUAGCACCACAUGAUUAAAAUACCAAUCUUUACCUGAGUAAUUUCUUGUUUCAGGAAAUAAAAUUUAACUGCAAUGUCACCCACAGUGAUAAACAAAUUUCUUAAGAAAAAUAAGAGUAGCAGCCAAAUGAUUAAAAUACCAAUCUUCUCCUCAAUAAUUUCUUGUUUCAGGGAUUAAGAUUUAACAGCACUAUCACCCAUAGUGAUAAACAAAUUUCUUUUAAGCGGGAAAAACUCAAAAGAAGUUCAAAUCUAAACAUGAAAGGAGGGCAGAUCUGCCAAGACACAAUUAUAACAAACAAAAGUACAGCAAUGUUUAUUCGUAACAUGGAUUUUGAGUCCAAUUUUGAUAGCUCUUUA
Messenger RNA from Tripterygium wilfordii, 3147 nucleotides. RefSeq names its product protein SOB FIVE-LIKE 3-like. The record is from RefSeq and is a predicted model, not a curated record. Gene Ontology annotation, biological process: cytokinin biosynthetic process. The transcript has a single exon. Bases 1415 to 1840 code for a protein of 141 amino acids. NCBI's taxonomy places the organism in Eukaryota, Viridiplantae, Streptophyta, Magnoliopsida, Celastrales, Celastraceae.